AUGGCAGCAAAUUCUGAAGCAAACAGUGAUUCAGAGAUUGCAGAGUGCUCUGUAGCCCCAGUUGCAAUGGAGGAAAGUGACCAUGAGGUUCACUCUUCAUCAGACGAGCAGGACCCCCCCUGCCCUGCCCCCCCUAAUUACGGUUCGGACCAUGAUGCUGAACAGCAUUCGAGCCAAUCAGAUGACUCAGAGGUGGAGAACAUUUUGCAAGACCCUCACCACCACGGAGGGCACGACCACCAACCCCACCAACAUCAUCAUGGCCACGAGGCUCAUGAUGCAGACAGGGAAGCUGAGGGCGAAGACCGCCCCCACACCCCGUCUUAUUUGCGCCCCCCUGUGGCGGGUAGGGCACAGUCUGAUUCGGGUUCAGACCCCAGUUUGCCGCAGAGCAGAAGUGUGGAGUUUGACUUGUCGUUCCCCGUCAGUCCCCCCAGGCCCAAAAGCCCCUGGGGUCGAUUUGACCCUUACAACAAUAAUGAGGACCAGGACAAGGAGUAUGUAGGUUUUGCAACGCUGCCAAACCAAGUGCACCGCAAGUCUGUCAAGAAGGGAUUUGACUUCACCCUCAUGGUGGCAGGGGAGUCCGGUCUGGGAAAGUCCACCCUGGUCAACAGUCUGUUUCUCACAGAUCUUUACAAAGAUAGGAAGCUGCUUAAUGCUGAAGAGCGAAUCACACAAACAGUAGAAAUCACCAAACACACAGUGGAUAUAGAAGAAAAAGGGGUCAAACUGAAGCUAACCAUUGUGGACACCCCUGGGUUCGGGGAUGCUGUAAACAACACUGAAUGCUGGAAGUCAGUGGCUGACUACAUCGACCAGCAGUUCGAGCAGUACUUCAGGGACGAGAGCGGCCUCAACCGCAAGAACAUCCAGGACAACCGCGUGCACUGCUGCCUCUAUUUCAUCUCACCCUUCGGUCACGGCCUUCGGCCUCUGGAUGUGGAAUUUAUGAAAGCUCUGCAUGAGAAAGUCAACAUCGUCCCCAUCUUGGCCAAAGCAGACACGCUCACCCCGAGUGAGGUCAAGAAAAAGAAAAUCAAGAUCAGAGAGGAGAUUGAUCAGUAUGGUAUCAAGAUAUACCAGUUCCCUGACUGUGACUCUGACGAGGACGAAGAGUUUAAGCAGCAGGACCACGAGCUGAAGGAAAGCAUCCCUUUUGCAGUAAUUGGCAGCAACACAGUGGUGGAGGCCAAAGGCAAGAGGGUGCGAGGCCGUCUGUACCCCUGGGGCAUCGUAGAAGUGGAGAACUCGGCACACUGUGAUUUCGUGAAGCUGAGGAACAUGCUCGUUCGCACGCACAUGCAAGACCUGAAAGACGUGACCCGGGAGACCCACUACGAGAACUACAGAGCCCAGUGCAUCCAGAGCAUGACCCGCAUGGUUGUAAAGGAACGCAAUCGCAAUAAACUAACCAGAGAGAGCGGCACAGACUUCCCCAUCCCCAUGGUGCCCGACAUGAUGGACAGCGACACAGAAAAACUCAUCCGAGAGAAAGACGAGGAGUUACGCCGGAUGCAGGAGAUGCUGCAGAGGAUCCAGGAUCAGAUGCACACUCAGAAAGAAGCCUAUUAA
Messenger RNA from Scomber scombrus (Atlantic mackerel), 1575 nucleotides. RefSeq names its product septin 4b (gene septin4b). The transcript has 13 exons. Gene Ontology annotation, cellular component: septin ring; septin complex; microtubule cytoskeleton. Gene Ontology annotation, biological process: cytoskeleton-dependent cytokinesis; regulation of exocytosis. Lineage: Eukaryota; Metazoa; Chordata; Actinopteri; Scombriformes; Scombridae. Bases 1 to 1575 code for a protein of 524 amino acids. The record is from RefSeq and is a predicted model, not a curated record. Gene Ontology annotation, molecular function: molecular adaptor activity; GTP binding; GTPase activity.